This is a messenger RNA of Aspergillus neoniger CBS 115656, 855 nucleotides long. RefSeq names its product putative 3-hydroxyacyl-CoA dehydrogenase. NCBI's taxonomy places the organism in Eukaryota, Fungi, Ascomycota, Eurotiomycetes, Eurotiales, Aspergillaceae. The transcript has 5 exons. The coding region runs from base 1 to 855 and encodes 284 amino acids. Gene Ontology annotation, molecular function: oxidoreductase activity, acting on the CH-OH group of donors, NAD or NADP as acceptor. The record is from RefSeq and is a predicted model, not a curated record. Gene Ontology annotation, cellular component: cytoplasm.
AUGAUCGCCACUGAGCCUGUUCAAUCCUCCAAUUCGGCCACCCCUAUCACCCAAUUCCAUCCUGACAUCACCCGGGAAGCUUUGGAGGAAAAGGUUGUUCUCAUUGUGGGAGGUGCCAAUGGCAUCGGUGCCAGUCUCGUAGAGCUUUGCUGUGAGAACAACGCCUACCCUGUCUACUGGGACCCUUCUGGCCCCCCGAAGCCUCCGCGCUCCUCUUUCCAAGAGACUGAUAUCACGGACUACCAAUCGGUGCUUGAUCUCUUUGACUUCACAUUCAAGACCUACAAGCGCAUUAACCAUGUCGUUGUUACUGCUGGAAGUAUGGAACCAAAGGACAACUGGUUUGAUCAUGCCCUAAGCCUCCAGGCUGUGCGCGAGCCCCCAUCCACCAGAGACCUUGACGUCAACCUCACUGGGACCCUCUACGUCGUUCGUCUCGCUGGUGCCUACCUCCGCCAUAACCGUGGCCCUGGAGUAGACCGCUCCAUUACAUUAUUCUCUUGCGCCGCAGGUUUCAAGGAAACCCCCGGUGUGUCUGUUUACCAAGCAGCCAAGCACGGUGUGCAAGGCCUAAUGCGCUCCCUACGCCCCUACUUCAUCUCCCCUUACAAGCACAACCUCCGCAUCAACACCAUCUGCCCCUGGAUGACCCAAACUCACCCGGCUGUGGCCCAGGUGGCUGCUGGCGUGCUCGUGGACGACUCACUCAACGGCACCUCGAUGUACGUCGAGGGUGGCCGCGCCUGGGAGAUCGAGGCGAACCUUGAUCGUCUCGAGCCACAAUGGCUGGGGGAGGCUCCCGCGAGGACGCUGGCUCAGGGACAGAAGGUGUUGAAGGAUGCCUGGGCUGCAUGA